GGAACCGUAGUGAGUGGAAGACCGAGCUCUUCCCUCUCUCUCUACAUAGUCUCAAGUCUUCGCCUGCUAGCCUCAUCGCACCCUUCGCUCUCUUUGGGUGCGUAAUCUAGGGUUUCUUCAAAUCCGAGCUUAAUCCCCACUAUUUCUUCACCAAGAACAAUUCGCUGAUUACAUACGCCUGUCAAUCGCGAUUUUAAUGGAGGAAAUUCCGGAUCAGGGGAUGGAGGAGACCAAGAAGUCGGAGCCCCAUUUGACAUCAGCCGCAGCUUUUGUGGAGGGUGGAAUCCAGGAAGCCUGUGACGAUGCUUGCAGCAUUUGCCUUGAAGCCUUCUGUGAUAGUGAUCCUUCCACGGUGACCAGUUGCAAGCACGAGUUUCAUCUGCAAUGUAUUCUUGAAUGGUGCCAGAGAAGCUCCCAGUGCCCCAUGUGUUGGCAAUCCAUCAGCCUGAAGGAUCCAACCAGCCAGGAAUUGCUUGAGGCAGUAGAAAGAGAGAGAAGUUUUAGGUUCAAUCCAUCUAGAAAUGCCACUAUAUUUCAUCAUCCAACUCUGGGGGAUUUUGAGUUACAUAAUCAGUUACCAGUAGGUGCAAAUGAUGCCGAACUCGAGGAGCGUAUAAUCCAGCACUUAGCUGCUGCUGCUGCAAUGGGACGAGCACGCCAUAUUGCAAGAAGGGAAGGCCAUAGGAAUAGGUCAUCAGCUCAAGGUCGUCCACAGUUCUUGGUAUUCUCAGCUCAUCCUAAUUCACCUCCUGCUGCUUCUGCUCCAGUUCAGAGGGGGGAAGGUGAAAAUGCUCCUGCAGCCACUGUAUCUGCUGUUGGAGAAGAACCAUCACAACUCUCUUCUUCAGUACCUCCUCUCGAAACUGACCAGAUUUCUGCCUCAGCAUCAGGUUCAAGUGGUCUAGCUGCCAAUCAACGCGGAUCAGAUAGCAGGUCUCCUAGUCAACCAUCACCAAGUAGUCAUGAUAGGGCAGGACCAUCAGAUCUCCAAUCUUUUUCAGAAUCGUUAAAGUCUCGGUUAAAUGCAGUGUCAACAAGAUACAAAGAAUCCAUUUCAAAAAGCACGAAAGGGUGGAGGGAGAGAUUAUUCUCUCGUAACACUUCUAUGGCAGAUCUUGGUUCUGAAGUUAAAAGAGAGGUAAAUGCAGGGAUUGCAACUGUAUCACGCAUGAUGGAGCGUCUGGAAACCAGAGACAAUAGUAGAACAGGUGCUGCUUCUGUAUCAAAUAGUUUAGAUAAUACUUCAGUUGCAGAGUUAGACAACCAGCAUGCAUCAGAGACUGGUGGUGACAAUUGCUUGAGAGACACAAAUAAGCAAGCUUCAUGUGCUGCUGGCUCCAGUUCAACAUAAGCAUUAUUGCUGCUGCUUAAAGCAUUUCCUUAUAUAAAGGUAGAACUGGCCUUUUCCAGAUAUGAAAUGCAGUGGAUAUGAUGCUUUUCCAUCCUCUCAAGGCCAAUUUGAUUGUCCCGUUACAUGUGAAAAGGGCGUAGGCAACUGAUAUCUAAUUUGGAAUAAAGGAACUAGAGGGACAUAGCUCCUGCAGUAGAAAUCAGUACGUGUUCUGUAAAUUGAUUUAAUAUAAAAAGACCUUUAUGAAUUUAUAUUAUACAGAGUUGCACUGCUUUUAUAGACUUUAUCAAUGAUCACUUGGAACAUGAGUAUUUUGAUA
Messenger RNA from Corylus avellana, 1670 nucleotides. RefSeq names its product RING-H2 group F2A (gene RHF2A). The record is from RefSeq and is a predicted model, not a curated record. Lineage: Eukaryota; Viridiplantae; Streptophyta; Magnoliopsida; Fagales; Betulaceae. Gene Ontology annotation, molecular function: ubiquitin-protein transferase activity.